AUGGCUUGUAUAUAGAUGACAAUACAGUAGAUUCGUGUAGACGUUUGUAUGUGCAGUGAGUAUUUGUGAAUUUUGUGCAAAACCAUUUGGAUUAAUUAAACAACGAAGAUUUAAGGAUGAAUACCUAUGAUAACAGAGACAUGGAAGAUAUGAGAACAUAUUUACGCCGCUUUAAUCGUCAUGAUAAUGUUGAAUUUUCACAACAGAGCAUUUUGAGUGCAAUAGGGGAAUUAGUGAAAGCUAUUAAUUUGAUGGAUGAGACGAUUUUGGUCCCAUGCAGAUUGAUGGAUCUGAAAGUGGGGGAUGAACAAGAUCCCACAUCAAAAAAUCAAAACUCCAAAUCAAAAACAACAACACAAGAGUUGUUACAUUCAGCAGAUCUGAUAGAUGUGUACAAUAUGUUGAACAGUAUUAAGGUAGAUCUGCUGUGGGGCCAGAACAUGGAAGAGAAAACUACCUCAGCCAAACAGGGCUUCAAUAAUUAUUGUGUUAUUAGUAAUAAUAGUCAAAAUGCGAAGGGUCACGCUCGUAGGCCAUCAACAGCUAGCGUAGCAUCUACAAAUUCAUCUUCAUCUCUCAGCAGCGAUUCUGAGUUAGAUAUUGGGAUUGAGAAUGAUUCAGGAAUAGAGGAACCACUCCAAGUGCAAGAUAAGACUGCUGCUUUGGCCCAGAGCUUUAGAAAUCAUCUUAAGGGACUAACUCAUUGCCUGAGACAAUUGACAGAAGCCUCUGAAUAUUUAACAUCCCGUUAUCAGCACGAUAUAGGGAAUCCGCUAUGAUUUGCACUUGGAAAAAUGUGUGAUUGUGAGAGUGAGUGUAGGUAAAUUACUAUUCUAGGCUUAGUAAUGAUAUCAAUUUGUUACUGAUCAGUGAUAACAUGUAUCUGGAUAUGUGUUAUUGUCGAUUUCCGAAGCCAACACGCUGAUUGUUAUUAUAAUUAUUAUUUAGCUAGUUAAAAUUGUAUUUAUUUUUAUUUUACAUGUGUUUUAGUUUUAAAUAAAUGGUUCAGAAUGAAUUACUGUAUAGUGCCUAUUUAUUGAAUAAAAUUCGUCUAUACUACUAGG
Messenger RNA from Agrilus planipennis (emerald ash borer), 1064 nucleotides. RefSeq lists its product as uncharacterized. The record is from RefSeq and is a predicted model, not a curated record. Gene Ontology annotation, biological process: regulation of lipid biosynthetic process. Lineage: Eukaryota; Metazoa; Arthropoda; Insecta; Coleoptera; Buprestidae. Gene Ontology annotation, cellular component: cytosol. Bases 117 to 779 code for a protein of 220 amino acids. The transcript has 2 exons.